GAAACAGAGGCUCCGUCCAGCUGCAGCUGAAGCUGAAGCUGAAGCGUCCUGCAGAGGAAACAUCUCCGGCACUAAAGAGGCUUUCAGGACCCAGAGAGGGAGACAGAUGCCCAUCUGCAGCAUGCUGGAGAAAAGCAACGGGGUGGUGGUGGGAGCAGAGCUGACCUGCAGCGUCCGGGAGGAGAACAAGGCCAAGAAGGAGACCUACAGCGCUGACUGGAACAGUGUUGGUCUGAAAACACGGCCUGAGGACAGACAGACCCUGAAUAUGAACGACGACUCCCGCAGAGAGACCCUGUCCCGGCAGUGGCAGUGCCGCUCCCUGAUCCAGACCUGUCCCUCCGGGGUCUUCAGGGUGGGCACCGUGGAAAGAGGGGUGAGCGAGCACCAGCUGCUGCCCAGGAGGAGCACCCUCCCGCUGCCCAUCUUCAGCCCCGCCGAGCUGGGCGUCAGGCUGGGGCGCGGGGCCCCCCACACCGAGCAGGACCUGCAGCCCUGCCACACCCCGGACGGAGUCUGUCCCGGCAAGAGGUCCGUGGACGAAAUCACCCGGGACCUGCCGCCCGUCAAGCCCGUCUUUAUGGAGUUCGUUAAAGUCCCCAAAGCCCUGGGUCGCUCCAUGUCCCAGGAGGCCCAGAGGGGCUGAGAGGAGGAGGAGGAGGAUCAUCGUCAUGUAGACUCAACUCUACUGACAUUUUUCAGAAAAUUAUCAGUUUUAAUGUUGGUAUUUCCUGUAUUUAUCACUGUGACAGAGAGGAUAGAUGAAGAGCUCUUAUUGUGAAGCUUGCACUCAUGCACUUUUAUUUUGAAAAGUGCCAAUUUUAAGACAGGAUUGUUUUGGAUAUAUGGCAACACGUGUACGAUAGAGAAGUUUAAAUGUGUACGGAAAGAUGGGAAGAGGUGGAGGAUGGCUAGAGGAAGUGUGAGGGAGGAGGGAGGAGAGGAGGGGGAGGAGGGAGGAGAGGAGGGGGGGAACAUAAUGUUUGACUUGGUUCUCCUCCAGAAGCUUCUGCCAGCUUCUGAUCUGUGUGGAGAGAACAGAAUGCGCUGGCACUGUCACACACUGUUGGUGUUCAGAGUGUGUGUUUCUAUGUGUGUGUGGACUGUCAAACACCUAGACUGACCCACAACAACACACUUGUUUUACUGUUUGUUAGAUCCUUGACACUCUUCGGUGUUCAGGCAUGUAAAUGAAUUGAAAAUGUGUGAAUAUAUUAUUCUUUUUUUCUUAGAAAUGUGUUAUUUUUACGAAUAAAAUAAAAAAUUACUCUUA
Austrofundulus limnaeus is the source of this 1273-nucleotide messenger RNA. It is a transcript of the gene tcap, whose product is annotated as titin-cap (telethonin). Gene Ontology annotation, biological process: detection of muscle stretch; sarcomerogenesis; cardiac muscle tissue morphogenesis. Gene Ontology annotation, molecular function: titin Z domain binding; titin binding; structural constituent of muscle. Gene Ontology annotation, cellular component: Z disc. NCBI's taxonomy places the organism in Eukaryota, Metazoa, Chordata, Actinopteri, Cyprinodontiformes, Rivulidae. The record is from RefSeq and is a predicted model, not a curated record. Bases 107 to 646 code for a protein of 179 amino acids. The transcript has 2 exons.